Molecule: messenger RNA, 1786 nt
Organism: Porites evermanni
Lineage: Eukaryota; Metazoa; Cnidaria; Anthozoa; Scleractinia; Poritidae
Source: the annotation of a GenBank genome assembly
AUGGCCAUGGAAACUGCCCAGGAGCCAGAUUUGGCAUUUGAGAGGUUUCGCCUUUUAGGUGAUUACCAACACAACUGCGACGUGUUGGACCUGGGUGAGGGAAAAUUAAUCAUGGUACAAACGCCAAAAGAAGAAAAAGAAGGGAUUGCCACUAACUUCUUGCCUUGCCCUAGUUGUAUGGGUUUUUUUCAUGGCGUCAGAGCUCUGGAGGCACCGACAAAAUUGUCCCCAUCGGUCCCAAGAGACUCCCCCAAAAUGGUCGAGGGUACAGCAAGAAGCUAAGCUUCUAUUACCAACAACAGUAUUGUCCACCAAAGAUGUAAAAAAGAGCUUCCAUGACAAUGUCCUUUCCUCUAUGAAAAACGACGAAAUAUCAGCCAUUGCAGCAAGGACAAACUAUUUUAAAUUUUCACUUUUUAAUUGUUACGUUAAUGACUAGAACUCUUUACCAAACUCCGUUAUGUCUGCUUCCAGCUUGAACUCUUUUAAAACUUUAUUACUUAAUUAUCUUUGUAAAUAGUCAUAUCUUUAUUAUUUCCUACUGAAUCUGGAUUUUCGUUUUUAUUUAAUAUCUAAGUAUUAGUAUUUUAUUUAAUAUCUAAGUAGUUUAUUAAAGAAAAGGGGAAGGGGAAAGGGAGAAAAAAACAAAAACAAAACAACUAAAUUUUGUUUUUGUUUUUUCUCUUAGAAUCACAGGAUGUAUAGUUAUGUAUUAGUUUUCUAUUCUUAAUUGUUUUAUCUUUUCGUUUUGGAGGGCAGUUUUUAUAUGGGAAUUCAGUUUCCCCCUAUUGCUUUCCUUUACCUAUUGUACUUUUAUAUAUGUAUAUAUAUUUUUAUUUUGUACAUUGGUAAAAAGAAUUAUUAAACUUAAACUUAAACUUAAUUGCCGGAAAAGACGCCCUAAUUGUGAACUUUGGCACCGCUAUCUUUGAAAAAGUCUGGACAAAAAACAUAAAUUAUGUUUCCCAAAGAAUGUGCCAGUUAGCCAGGCUUCUCCAAACGUUAAGGAAACAAAACGAGGCUACCANGAGGGCAGUUUUUAUAUGGGAAUUCAGUUUCCCCCUAUUGCUUUCCUUUACCUAUUGUACUUUUAUAUAUGUAUAUAUAUUUUUAUUUUGUACAUUGGUAAAAAGAAUUAUUAAACUUAAACUUAAACUUAAUUGCCGGAAAAGACGCCCUAAUUGUGAACUUUGGCACCGCUAUCUUUGAAAAAGUCUGGACAAAAAACAUAAAUUAUGUUUCCCAAAGAAUGUGCCAGUUAGCCAGGCUUCUCCAAACGUUAAGGAAACAAAACGAGGCUACCAAUUUCGCCGAUUUCAUAGACACUGCACGAUUUGACAAGCUAGUUGCUGCAGUGAAAGAUCUGUGUGGAUUCAAGGAAGAAUCUCGGUUGGACAUAGAUGUCCCCUUCCUGGCCUUAAAGCUUGGGCACAGCAUAAAACAGUGUGCGCAAGUUCUUAAAUCAUCAGCUCUGAGGAAAAAAGUUGAGGCAGAGAUAAGAAAAUGCCAGAACUUCAUUGACCUCUUUGAGGCAGAGCGGACCACCAAGAUUAGUUCUCGGUCCUUCGCCUCACUGUGGUCAAAGAAGCAAAACAAAGUAGAAAUUCUGCUACUAGCUGGAGACCUUAUGCUGCUGAAAAAUCAGGAAAAGAAGAUGGCAGAUCUUUCAAAGAUUUUAAACAAAGGGGAAGAAAUGCAAACCGCUGCUGGCCACUGGAGCAGCUUGGCUAAGACGACUCUGGCAAGAAUAAUCAUCUUUAACAAAGAAGAUCAGGGGAGACUGUGA